AUGACUCAACGCCGGAUAGUGCACAGAUCAUUCGACGCCGCCUUGCCCAGAGCCUGGCUCACCCACUGUCAGGGUCACCACCCGGAGUGUUCACCGAAGCGCCCAGUUCCGCAGACGAACCUGAUCGAUUGCAUUGAGCGUAACAUCGUCCCCUCGAGCUUUGCACAGGACAAGCGGUUCAUUGCUCUGAGCUAUGUCUGGGGCAAGGCUCCCUCCAAGCAACAGCAACAAACGCAGCCAACCUCUUCCAGCUCUGCAGCACUGGGGCUCCCAGUACCUCUCCCGCACACGAUAGCUGAUGCCAUGACUGUCACCCAGGCUCUCGGCUUCCGCUACCUAUGGGUAGACCAAUAUUGCAUCAACCAAACAGACCCAGCCGACAAAGCCCGGCAGAUCAGCCAGAUGGACCUCAUCUACAAGUGCGCCGACCUCACCAUCAUCGCUGCUGCUGGUGACAGCCAUGACUACGGGCUCCCAGGUGUUGGAGAGCGGCCACGGAGCUUGCCUGAGCCCUUCAUCCUUGACGAUAGGUUCAAGUUCGGAGUCCAUCCACUGCGUGAAACUACAUGGCGACAGUCCACGUGGAAUUCCCGCGCGUGGACAUUCCAGGAGGGCCAGUUGCCGCGCAGGCGGCUGCUUUUCGCCGAGGAAGGGAUGGUGUUCGAGUGCGCGCACCCUGCGGGCGGCGUGCAAGUGGAGAAUCAUGUGAGCAUCGAUUGCGCGGGCGACGACGCCGCCUUGGUGCAGCAGUUCGAGGAGCAGUCGUCCAAGAGCCUGAUUGCGCGAAUGGGAAUCGGCAGUCAGCUUCUCUCGCUGGAUUUAGACACAAGCAACAACGAUCUGACCUGCCUGGGAGAGAAGCUGGUCAGCUGCUUUGUCCAGUAUCUAGAUUUAUUGAAGGAAUACUGCAAGAGAGAAUUGUCGUUUCCUUCGGACGGGCUUCAUGCGUUUCAAGGCGUGGCCAAUGUGUUUGAGAAGGCCCCGCUUCCUGUCUAUAACGUUGCCGGCAUCCCCUUCAUUGUGGCAGGUGAGACUGGUUCUCAACUCCAAGUCUCUUCAGCAGAGGCCAGCUUCGCAUAUGGACUGGCAUGGACCACAUGGACUUCAAGGCAACCGUCGGCACAGGAUGGCUCAUUCCCAUCCUGGACG
This is a messenger RNA of Cryphonectria parasitica EP155, 1149 nucleotides long. RefSeq names its product HET-domain-containing protein. The annotation marks the transcript as partial. The transcript has a single exon. The record is from RefSeq and is a predicted model, not a curated record. Lineage: Eukaryota; Fungi; Ascomycota; Sordariomycetes; Diaporthales; Cryphonectriaceae.